Messenger RNA from Letharia lupina, 909 nucleotides. RefSeq lists its product as uncharacterized. The record is from RefSeq and is a predicted model, not a curated record. NCBI's taxonomy places the organism in Eukaryota, Fungi, Ascomycota, Lecanoromycetes, Lecanorales, Parmeliaceae. The coding region runs from base 1 to 909 and encodes 302 amino acids. The transcript has 3 exons.
AUGGCAUCCACCACCUCCAAUGCCCACACGGCGGGUGAGAAGAGCCGACAUAUCAUACGUUUCCUUGAGGAACGCGGUCAAGAUGACUACAUCGGGGAGGAUAUCAGCCAGCUGGAGCAUUGCCUACAAGCCGCCCAUCAGGCAAAAGGAGCCGGCAGUCAGGAUGAAGUCAGCAUCGCCGCCUUGCUUCACGACAUAGGGCAGUUCCUCCCAGCGGACUUAGAGUCUGACCAGAUCAAAGAGCUCAAGUCGCAAAACGAUUCUGUCUCAGUUGGCCGAGUGGGGCACGAGACUAUUGGAGAGCACUACUUGCGCUCGUUAGGGUUUGGAGAGACAGUUUGUCGUCUCGUGGGAUCUCAUGUCGCCGUCAAGCGUUAUCUCACUGCUAUCGAUCCGGCCUACUAUACCGGUCUGUCUGCAGCAUCGAAGAAGAGUUUGCAGUUUCAAGGGGGCCCGUUGAAAGGCAAGGAGCUUGAAAUGUUCAUGACGGACCCGUUGAGCGAGGAUAUGAUCAGGUUAAGGAAGUGGGAUGAUGGCGCAAAGAUUGUCGGGAUUGUGGACAAGACGCCGAGGGCUGGGGGAUAUCAGGCAUUGAUUGAAAAACACCUGAGAGGGAACACAGAGAGGGGACUGAGUCAAAGACCGAAAGAUUUUCCCGCAGUCUCAGAGGGCGCGAAAUUUGCUCCCGAGGUAAUCCUCGAGGGUAGCCCCAACAGCCUUGAUAAUGCAAUAGAAGAGUAUCCCGAAGCCAUCAGCGAGGGAGCGCGUCGAGAGUCCAUGAGCAACGUCAUGCGCAUCUCAAGUAUAUUGACAGUCGUGGUAUCUGGUGUCGCGCUGUUCAGUGAUGGAUACAAUGCUCAGAUUAGUAAGUGUUCGGACGAUAAGAGGAAGCCAGUGAUGUGGCUAUAG